Molecule: messenger RNA, 1196 nt
Organism: Symbiodinium pilosum
Lineage: Eukaryota; Dinophyceae; Suessiales; Symbiodiniaceae
Source: the annotation of a GenBank genome assembly
AUGAGGGUAACACUUGAGAUGCUGGCAGCAGCCAUGAGUGCCAUCUCACCGUCACUAUUGCUGGAGGACUUGCGCGACAAGAUCCUCAAGAAAUUUGGGUCUCUCUCGAACUGCUUUGCAGCUCUUGACAUGGAUCAAGGGGACUCUCUGGAUAUUGGUGAGUUUAUCCGCUACGCUGUGCCGGCCUGGAAGCUGACGACCCACGAGGCAGGGAAGGCCUUCCGGCUCAUCGACGUGGAUGGCAGCCUUCAGAUCAGUAAAGACGAGUUCGUCACAGCGCUUACGCUGUCUGAGCCCAACCUGUAUCUGGAUGAAAUCCGUCGCAAAGUGCGUCAGCGUUUCAGAAGUAUGCGAGGGCUACUCAGUGAGGGCAAUGAUGAUGAAAUCGAUGCUGAUGAGGUGCUGGACUUUGAGCCACCACCCGCUGUGGAAAUCGCACCGUCCAGGAGAGGAUCCCUCUACCAGAGGCACUCCGUGGUCGUGGCCCAGGAGUCCCCGCGCAGCGACGGGAUGACCGCUGAGGAGUCUCGACGGGCUUCCUGGGUUGCAAAGCACACUGGCCUGGGUUCGGAGAAAGCACAGGAUUUGCUCAAGGACUUGGUCGGACCUGGCUCCGACAAGAGCGAGGACGAUGGCCGUACUCCCGAGGAGUAUCAGGAGAUGCUCGGGCAGGUGCAGCUGUCCGAGCAGGACACGAGGGCACUAUUCAACCUCAUGGACGUGAAUAGGGAUGGCAAGCUCACGACGACGGAGUUCGAGCACGGCGUGCGUCUGUUUGCUCCGUCUACUGCGCUGGAGGACUUGCGCCUAGCGUGCAUCACGAAGUACGGAGGCAUCCCAGAGGCGUUUGCCUCGCUCCGGGCGGACCAGCGCGAGGCCCCUUUGGAGUACCACCAGCUGAAGAAGAUUCUGGAGGACAUCCGAAUUUGGGAUGAGAGCACUGGCGAUCUGCGCCUGAUCAUGGACAUCGUGGAGUGCAACCGAGAUGGUGGAACUACCGUCGGCGAGCUCAUGGCUGCUCUGCAAGCUGGACAGUCGGGUACGCAGGUUCGCCUGCCUCCAGAUCAGCGUGACGCCAAAGUACGCCAACAGGUGAAAUGGCAGAUGGCUCCUUUCCGCAGAUGCGCAAGUGAACUGCGUGCCCAUGUCCGGGAGAAGCUGAAUGGAAACGAGCUGGAGAAGAUGUGGAAUCCUAG